UGUCUUCAAUAUGGGUAUAUAAACUGCUUAGAAAGAAAAGAAAGAGAGAGAAGAAGAUGAAGACUGUGAACGACAGUAGUAACAAUGGCAACAAUAAUAAUUGGCUGGCUUUCUCUCUUUCACCUCACAUAAAAAUAGAGGUACCUACUGAUCCCCAACACCGUCAUAAUCACUACCAUCAAUAUAGUCAAGCUUCACUAGCUACUGCUAAGGUUGUUCCUACAAGCUUCUACUUGACUUCUUACUUAAACGGGUCUGGAAUCUGCUAUGGAGUUGGAGAACCUGAAAGCUUUCACGCUCCAUUUUCUGUUAUGCCACUUAAAUCAGAUGGCUCUCUAUGCAUCAUGGUAGCUCUUAGUAGAUCACAAUCGGAAGGGAUUAUGCCCACUUCUUCCCCAAAACUAGAGGACUUUCUAGGUGGUGAAACAAUAAAUACACAUCAAUAUGGAACCCACGAAAGGGAGAUAAUGGCUCUAAGUUUAGAUAGCAGGUGUACUACCACCAAAAGGGAGAUGACAUCAUAA
Messenger RNA from Hibiscus syriacus, 524 nucleotides. Its product is annotated as AP2-like ethylene-responsive transcription factor ANT. NCBI's taxonomy places the organism in Eukaryota, Viridiplantae, Streptophyta, Magnoliopsida, Malvales, Malvaceae. The coding region runs from base 57 to 524 and encodes 155 amino acids. The record is from RefSeq and is a predicted model, not a curated record. The transcript is spliced from 2 exons.